This is a messenger RNA of Copidosoma floridanum, 981 nucleotides long. RefSeq names its product trafficking protein particle complex subunit Trs33 (gene Trs33). Gene Ontology annotation, cellular component: TRAPP complex; trans-Golgi network; cis-Golgi network. The record is from RefSeq and is a predicted model, not a curated record. Gene Ontology annotation, biological process: endoplasmic reticulum to Golgi vesicle-mediated transport; regulation of GTPase activity. Lineage: Eukaryota; Metazoa; Arthropoda; Insecta; Hymenoptera; Encyrtidae.
CACCCGCAGCCGCUGUGCACAGUGUCCGAUUUCUGACGGGAGUGUAAAUAAUCAAGAGUCGUUGCAAUAUUAAAAAACCAAUUUUAAUUCAACUCGUGUAGAUGCAUUACACAAACAUUAAUACUUCAGUUAAAACUAUGUGACGAUAAAAAACAUUUGUUUAGCACCUAUGACGUUGUAGAAAAACAAAACCUAACCCAAAAGUUAGCAAAUUUUCGGGCGGUAUACUAAAUAAUUAAAAUGAAACAUCAGUUUACUGAUAUAAAGCCAACUUCUAAUACCAAAGCAGAAGCUGAUGAAUGCCUGUUUGAAUACCUUCAUGGAGAAAUAGUCAAUUACGUAGUGAGCAAAUCAUCCGAUGAUAAUAAUAAAGAGGAAGAUCUUUCACGUUUGGAAUGGAUGGGCUUCAGUGUUGGCUACCGCAUAAUCGAAAGGUUAACCAGAGAAUGGCCAAGAUUCAAGGAUGAGUUGGAUAUAAUUAAAUUCAUUUGCACAGACUUUUGGACAAGCCUCUAUCACAAACAAAUAGAUAAUUUGCGAACAAAUCAUCACGGAGUUUACGUGCUGCAUGAUCAUGAAUUUCGGUUACUAGCCAAGAUAGGCAAAAGUGGAAGCAAACAGUAUCUUAAGGAAAGUCCACGCUUGCUGGCAUUUACUUGUGGACUUCUCAGAGGAAGCUUGGCAAAUCUUGGUAUCGCCUGCAUUGUCAAGGCAGAGGUAUCUGCCUUACCUAGCUGUAAGUUUAAUGUUGAAGUUCAAAGAAUCUAAUUUUACUUUUUAAGUUUAUUGCAUUUUGGCUAAUGAGUCUGUUUUACUCUGCAACCUGUGAUGUACUUCACUGUUGAUAAGCGAUUAACAACACGGAUACAAUAUUCUAAUGUUUGUUUUAUUUAUUGCAAAAAUAUCAUAAAAUAUAUCAGUCAAUAAAAAGUUUAACCUGAAAAACUGUAAAAGUCUUUUUCGUUUAACAAUUUGAAACAU